This is a messenger RNA of Piliocolobus tephrosceles (Ugandan red Colobus), 954 nucleotides long. It is a transcript of the gene PLSCR5, whose product is annotated as phospholipid scramblase family member 5. Gene Ontology annotation, biological process: plasma membrane phospholipid scrambling. Gene Ontology annotation, molecular function: phospholipid scramblase activity. The transcript has 8 exons. Gene Ontology annotation, cellular component: plasma membrane. The record is from RefSeq and is a predicted model, not a curated record. Lineage: Eukaryota; Metazoa; Chordata; Mammalia; Primates; Cercopithecidae. The coding region runs from base 22 to 804 and encodes 260 amino acids.
AGAAGUGACUCAGACAUCUUCAUGGCCUCUAAAGAUGCCCAGAACCAAAGAAGAGGUCUGCCUAGUUUUCUUCCUGGAGCUCCAGACCCAGACCAAAGCCUUCCUGCCUCAUCUUCCAAUCCAGGGAACCAAGCAUGGCAGCUGAGUCUCCCUUUGCCAAGCAGUUUCCUGCCAACAUUAGACCUGAUAAUUAUACACCAGCAGGUGGAACUGCUUGGAAUCAUACUUGGUACUGAGACCUCCAACAAAUAUGAGAUUAAAAACAGCUUGGGACAAAGAAUUUACUUUGCAGUGGAGGAAAGCAUCUGCUUCAAUCGUACUUUCUGUUCCACUCUGCGAUCUUGCACCCUGAGGAUCACAGAUAACUCAGGUCGAGAGGUCAUUACAGUGAAUAGGCCCUUGAGAUGUAACAGCUGCUGGUGCCCUUGCUACCUACAAGAGUUAGAAAUCCAAGCCCCUCCUGGUACUAUAGUUGGUUACGUUGCACAGAAGUGGGACCCCUUUCUCCCUAAAUUCACAAUCCAAAAUGCAAACAAAGAAGACAUUUUGAAAAUUGUUGGUCCUUGUGCAACAUGUGGCUGUUUUGGCGAUGUGGAUUUUGAGGUGAAAACCAUUAAUGAAAAGCUUACAAUUGGGAAGAUUUCAAAGUACUGGUCAGGAUUUGUAAAUGAUGUCUUCACAAAUGCUGACAAUUUUGGAAUUCAUGUUCCUGCAGAUCUAGAUGUAACAGUCAAAGCAGCCAUGAUCGGUGCCUGUUUUCUCUUUGAUUUUAUGUUCUUUGAACAUUCACUGGCUGGAUUAUAAUAACCAAGAUAAUGAAAACAAUAAAAUAUGCAGAACAUAUUUCAAAUUCUUUAGAAUAUUUCAAAGCACUUCCACACAUAUGAGUGGACCUCACAAGAAAACAGAGUGUUUCAGUUGUACAUAACAUCAGAGAUGACCAGGUACAACCUC